AUGGCUUCAUCGAGCAUCAACACGAACGGUGCCAUCUUGGCGCACCUGGCGCAUGCGCUCGCACGCAUCUCGCGCAUCCCGCCACGCGUGAUCGCCAGCCCGCCUACGCAACCGCGCCGCGCAUCGGUGGCCAUCCUCGUCCGCGUACGCCCCACGCCCGAGGACGAAGCAUGGCUCGCGCAGCACUACGAUCCAGAGGGUCAGCAUCCCGUUGGCGCUCCUGCGCAACCUGGCACUGCCGAUCCGAGCGCGAGCCAGGAGAUGGCCCAGUCGGGCGUGCAUGUCUCGCAGGCCUCGCUAGGCCAUGCCUCGAUGGCGUCGAGCGUGGGGUCAGUCGACCUGUCGACGACGCUCCACACCUUCUUCGAGCAGCCGUGGGUGCAGCGCGGCACGCCCGAGAUCCUGUACAUCAAGCGCGCCGCGCGCAUCGGCGAUAACUGGUCCGCCCACGUAGCCUUCCCCGGCGGGCGAAAAGAGGAGGGCGACGAGAACGGCCUGUACACGGCCAUGCGCGAGACAUGGGAAGAGGUGGGCAUCGAUCUCGCCGAGAAGGAGUUUGCCUGCGUCGGACAGCUCGAUGACCGCGAGAUCACCACGAGUCUGGGUAAGCGUCUGCUCAUGGUUCUCUCGCCGUACGUCUUCGUGCAGACCUCGCCGUUCAGCCCGAUGCCCGACUUGCAGCCCAGCGAGGUGGCUUCGGCACACUGGAUCCCGAUCUCGCUGCUGUAUACGCCCAAGCCCAAGUGGGGCACCACCUCGGUGGACAUCAGCAGCAGGCUCGCGCCCAAGUCGCCGCUCGUGCGCUGGGUGCUCCGCGCCCUCGUAGGCAAGAUGGACUUCAAGUGCAUCUUGCUUCCUAACGAGCCCGUGGCCGUGGCCGAGUCGGAUGAAAACGAGGACGACGCGCAUCUGUACGCCGACUCUUCGAUGGGCGACAAGCCAGGCGUGCACAUUGCACGCAUGGAAGAGGGCGCCGUCCGACCCGAGCUCCGGCUCUGGGGCUUGACGCUCGGCAUGACGCUCGACCUGCUCUCGCACAUGACCACGUUUCAAAGCAGCUCGUCCUUUCGCUCUGGUGGGCCUACCACCCCGGCUGCUGAGUCGUCAACGUCGUCACCGCAGCGCGACUGGGCGUCGCGCCCGUCCGUGCCGCCGCUGCAGAACACAUCGAGCUCGAUGCCGAGUGCGGCCGAGCUCGUGUCGUCGCCGCUGGCGUCGGCGAACCGCGUGAUCGCACGUGUGCGCGACGAGUUCCACCUCAACCCGCCGCCGGCCUCGCACGCACUCGCACCCAGCCUCACCUCGGUCUUCCCGCGCUUUUCCUACCCGGACGUCAACUUCUGGAUCUGGUUCUUUGGCUGGCGCUACCGCAGCGUCGUCCGCGGCUGGGAGUCGAGCGUCGGCACCCGCAUCGAGCGCAAGUUCAACUGGUCCGGCAUGGCGCUUGGCGCAUUCUACUCUGCCGUACGCAGGGCGCUUGUGGUGGCAGUUAUCCUCAGGGCGCUCGGCAUGCUUUCCGCAGCGAGCAUCACCACCUGGCUCGUGGGCAGGAAGGUCAACCGGUCUCGAAAGGGGCUUCCUGGCCUCGGCCUCGACGAGCUCCUCGCAUAG
Messenger RNA from Moesziomyces aphidis, 1611 nucleotides. The record is from the annotation of a GenBank genome assembly. NCBI's taxonomy places the organism in Eukaryota, Fungi, Basidiomycota, Ustilaginomycetes, Ustilaginales, Ustilaginaceae.